UUGUGGAGAGCCACAGGCGAGGUCCUUCAGACAGACUUCAUCAUGGCGGCCUCCAUAGUGAAGCUGUUGAAACCUUGGACACCGAGUCUGUAUCCGGUUCGGUGGAGCCGCUACAACCCGUACUACCUGGAACCAGAACCAUGUAAGGAUGUGUACUCGAUCCCGGAGUCAGAGCUCACCCCGGAACAGAGAGAGGAAAAAGAGCUGAAAACUCUCAGACCAAUUAAAGCUGCGACAUCCAGCAGCACCAGCUCACCGUUCGACGAUCCUGUCAUCAGUAAGUUCACCAACAUGAUCAUGCAGGACGGGGAUAAAGUUCUGGCUCGAGGAAUCAUGACGCAGACUCUGGAGAUGAUCAAGAGGAAGCAGGUGGAGAAAUACCACCGCGCUCCAGCAACCGACAGGGAGGCGAUGGAGUGUAACCCGUACGCCAUCUUCCACCAGGCCUUAGAGAACUGCAAACCCAUCAUCGGUCUGGCCAGCAUACAGAAAGGGGGGAAGUUCUACCAGGUUCCGGUCCCUCUGACGGACAACCGGCGGCGUUUCCUGGCCAUGAAGUGGAUUAUCACAGAGUGCAGAGAGAACAAGAACCGGCGGACGCGCAUGUACGAGAAGCUCUCGCAGGAACUGCUGGCCGCGUUCAACAACGAGGGGAGCGUCAUCAAGCGCAAACACGACCUGCACAAGAUGGCCGAGGCUAACCGGGCGUACGCGCACUACCGCUGGUGGUGAUGAGGUUUCGGAUUCUUUGUUGGACCGGUCAUGACGGGUGUUUGUGGUUGGACGAGCUUGUUUCUGUUCUGACUGACCUGCAGAUGCAGGAGAAGGGAAUGGGAUGAAUUAGAACCACGCUGGACUCUGUUUGAUUAAAUGUGAGACUCAAAUCAUCUCACAUACAAGGAGUGUUUGUUUUUUCUAUUUAAUUUUAACAGUUACAAUAAAUAAAAGAUUCAAA
This is a messenger RNA of Trichomycterus rosablanca, 955 nucleotides long. RefSeq names its product mitochondrial ribosomal protein S7 (gene mrps7). The transcript has 5 exons. Gene Ontology annotation, cellular component: ribosome; mitochondrial small ribosomal subunit. The record is from RefSeq and is a predicted model, not a curated record. The coding region runs from base 43 to 732 and encodes 229 amino acids. NCBI's taxonomy places the organism in Eukaryota, Metazoa, Chordata, Actinopteri, Siluriformes, Trichomycteridae. Gene Ontology annotation, molecular function: rRNA binding; structural constituent of ribosome; mRNA binding. Gene Ontology annotation, biological process: translation; ribosomal small subunit assembly.